AUGCCCCCCCUGCAGACGUACAGCGAGCGCCCCGUCGUCCUCUUGACCAACGACGACGGCCCCCCGUGCGACUCCUCCCCCAACAUCUUCUCCUUUGCCAAAACGCUGCAGGCCCGUCUCGGGUGGGAUGUGCGGGUCGUCAUCCCCGACUCCCAAAAGUCCUGGGUCGGCAAGGCGUAUGCGAUCAGCGACAUUGUCUCCGCAAGCUACUUCUAUCCCCAAGAGCCUCAAGGCCUCACCGGCGACGUCAGCCCUGUCCGUCGCCCUCUCAAACACGGCGAGUCCAUGGAAUGGGUCCUCCUCUCUGGCACCCCCUCGUCAUGCGCCAAUAUCGCACUACACAACCUCUACCCUGGGGAGAUCGACCUCGUCAUCUCCGGACCCAACCACGGUCGCAACUCUUCCACCGCGUUUGCCCUUUCCUCUGGAACAAUCGGCGCCGCCCUCGCUGCCACACUCUCUGUCCCCCUCCCCGGCCCUGCCCCCCUGGCUUCCCUGCACACCGAGCACGUCCCCUGCAUCGCCCUAUCCUACGCCGUCGUCUCCCGCCCCGUCCCGCCCCGUCUCCUCGCCCUCGCCGCCGAAACUUCCGUAGACGUCUGCAAAAGACUGUUUGACAACUGGGGACACGACUCUGUCCCGGGAAAGGGCGGCAAGGUACAAAUCUACAGCGUGAACGUACCCCUUGUAGAGGAGUAUCUCGAAAAAGGAAAUCGAAAAGCCGUGUAUACAGAAUUAUGGAAGAAUGCGUACGGCCGCUUGUUUAAACCCACCGCGCUCGACACCACACACUUUGACCCGGGAGACGACCCCGACCAAGGAAAAAAGGACAUCACCGAAAAUCAACCCAACAGACCGCAAGCCCUCCCCGUCCCGGCACACACCGAAACAUCAAAAGGUACACCCGGCCCCGCCGCCCUCCCUACACCAUCCCCAACGCCCACCCCCGUCAACGCUGCUGAUCCUGCUCACAACCCACAACAGCAACAACAGCUGAAAUUCCGUUUCGCACCCAAUCUCCAACCGGUCCUCUUCCCCCGCGAGGACACUUUACCAGAAGGAACGGAUGCGUGGGCGUUGGCAAGCGGGUAUGUGAGCGUGACGCCGUUGCGGGCAGAGUAUAAUUGUAUUCCCGUGGGGCAGUUUGGAAGCGAGCUGUAAAUUCUUUUCGUUGGCUCCGCCAUCAAGCUGCUGGCAAAAGGCUACAACACUCAUGUACAGAAAACUACAAAAACACAUCUAUGGACAUGCAUAAGCAGAAUGAAACUUGUAG
This is a messenger RNA of Cryptococcus deneoformans JEC21, 1273 nucleotides long. Its product is annotated as cytoplasm protein, putative. Gene Ontology annotation, molecular function: hydrolase activity. The record is from RefSeq and is a predicted model, not a curated record. The transcript is spliced from 7 exons. Bases 1 to 1161 code for a protein of 386 amino acids. Gene Ontology annotation, cellular component: P-body. Lineage: Eukaryota; Fungi; Basidiomycota; Tremellomycetes; Tremellales; Cryptococcaceae.